GCUUAUCAGUUGUCGGAUAGCUUUUUGUGUCGGCAGCAACUUUGGGCUCCUACAAUCUGUGACCAAAUAGAAAAUACAUAGCAACGUAUAUAAUACAAAAUUCAAACCUAUAAGUAAUAAUUUUUUCCAAACUUCGAUCGAGAAGAAAACUAUGAGCCGCUCAUCAAUUACAAUAACUUCGAGGAGACUAUCACAAUAAUUAUGCCUAUAACGCACAGUUUAGUAAAUACAUCCGAGAGAAAGAUUUAUUUGGCUUGCUUCCUGCUCUCCAACGUUGUUAUGCUCCUUGCACUGCCUUUGGCUCUGCCAGUAAUCGACGACGGUUCGGACUGUAAGGCUAUUGCAACUUGUGAUCCGUUUCUGCCCAUCUGUGCAACCUCAUCAAAUGAGCACCAAUUUUUCUACAGCCACUGUGAAAUGUUGCGGGAAACCUGCCUUACCGGGAAGACUUGGAAAAUGGAUUACUUCAGCCAUUGCAACGUCAGUAAGCUUUAGCACGUAAAGGCUUGUAUUGCCUAUGGACCGUAGGCCGAUUAUAGAACAAUCGAGUUCAAACAAUUUUUGUGUAUAUACAAACAUUUAUAAUAAAACGGCUU
This is a messenger RNA of Drosophila elegans, 596 nucleotides long. RefSeq lists its product as uncharacterized. NCBI's taxonomy places the organism in Eukaryota, Metazoa, Arthropoda, Insecta, Diptera, Drosophilidae. The record is from RefSeq and is a predicted model, not a curated record. The transcript is spliced from 2 exons. The coding region runs from base 202 to 495 and encodes 97 amino acids. Gene Ontology annotation, molecular function: protein binding.